Messenger RNA from Puccinia graminis f. sp. tritici CRL 75-36-700-3, 231 nucleotides. RefSeq lists its product as uncharacterized. The record is from RefSeq and is a predicted model, not a curated record. The transcript has a single exon. NCBI's taxonomy places the organism in Eukaryota, Fungi, Basidiomycota, Pucciniomycetes, Pucciniales, Pucciniaceae. Bases 1 to 231 code for a protein of 76 amino acids.
AUGGUCCGAAGACGAGCCUCAGCACCAUCGGCAUUGAUGCUUCAACCAGCAACGGUCCCGCUCAUCAGAGGCCAGCCCAAAUUCAUUCUACCCUCACCACCUUCCGAAUACGCUAUCAUCCAUCUGGCCGACCAUCGCAAGCUGUCUGAUAACUACCAGAAAUACAGACUCGAACCACUUAAGGAAUUGCCUCGAUUGAAAGAUUUCCAGGUCGACUACAUCAAAUGUUAA